This is a messenger RNA of Penaeus chinensis, 3141 nucleotides long. RefSeq names its product dynein intermediate chain 2, ciliary-like. Gene Ontology annotation, cellular component: outer dynein arm. Gene Ontology annotation, biological process: cilium movement; outer dynein arm assembly. Lineage: Eukaryota; Metazoa; Arthropoda; Malacostraca; Decapoda; Penaeidae. The coding region runs from base 1 to 2340 and encodes 779 amino acids. The transcript has 16 exons. The record is from RefSeq and is a predicted model, not a curated record. Gene Ontology annotation, molecular function: dynein light chain binding; dynein heavy chain binding.
AUGUCUUCGCGGCUGCGCUUGAGGAGGCGAGAAAACCCCGAGCCCGAGCCGGAGCAGGCAAGUGGUGGAGUGGAGGCUUCUCAUCGAGUCCGCGAGAAGGAGAUAGACAUCAAAAUCUCCGCGUCGGGAAUGGGCAAUGGCUCGCAGGUCCUCUUCGAUUUCAAGAGCGGCGCAUUCAAGCCUGUGCCGAGUCAGGAUGUGGUAUUCGAUCUCCUUUCGCUUCCGUCAAGGAUCGUACACAAGGAGGAUCUCGAGAAGGAGGAGAGAAGGAAGGACACGGCGUCUAUACACGGAGAGAAAAUAGUUGAAGCGGAAACUCAAGUAAAUGACGAAAACGCGAAGGAAAUGGAGGAGCUGUACGGGGCCUACAUGACGAAGGAGGAGCUGGCGAAGUUAGACGCCCAACCGAACCCGUUUAAUUAUAGUGAUCGUGUUUCGCAGACUUUUCGAGUGGUUAUGAAGGACCUCCCCAUCCAGACGGACCCUCCUCCGGGCACGACCUUCUCCGCCAACGUAGGAUUUUCAGACAUCUACGAUGCCUAUGAAAAGGACUACGAUAGGGUCCUGUAUGUCAAAGAUUCAUUGCCAGAGCUACAGAAAGGCCAUAGUUCGUCGCAGUCUCAGAAAGCGUCGCGACCCAACUCCGAGGGCGCGGCCAAGAAGCAGGCGUCUCCACUCCGGGCGACGGCGGCGACGGCGGAGGCGCAGGCGGAGGAGGAGCGCGUCCCCCCCCGCCUGCGCACCGUCGUCGCCCUCGAGAGGAUGGUCAGCCAGAAUAUCUUCGACGAAGUCACGCAAGACUACAAGUACUGGGAGGACAGCAGCGACGACUACCGGAACCUGGAGGGGUCUCUGCUGCCGCUGUGGAGGUUCCCGUGCGAGGGAGGCCGCGCGCUCGUCGUCACGGAUAUCUGCUGGAGUCCCGUCUACCACGACCUCUUCGCUGCCGCCUACACUACAGCCUUUACAACCGAGGUUACACCAGCCUUCUCUGACUCUGGAACCAGACUCUCGCCCAAAAUUAGCUCCCUUUGGCCAGGCCGGGUGCCCUGUCUGGGGGCUAAAAGAGGAUCCAAAUGUUCGUCGCUCGAGAGCAUCUGCGGGGCAUCCGACGCCCAAGGGAUGCUGUGCCUGUUCACCCUCAAGAACCCGGGCAUCCCUGAGCGCGUCCUGCAGCCUCCAUGUGGCAUCACGUCCGUACAGUUCCAUCCCUCGCGAGCGAGCGUGCUGGCUGCGGGGCGCGUGGACGGGGCGGUGAUGGUGGUCGACGUCCGCUCCCCCCGCGCCCCCAGGGUCAUCACCUCGACGGUUGUAGCCGGAAGUCACCUCCAGCCGGUCUGCCAGGUGCGCUGGGUGCCAACAGACCCCGGCGAGAGUCUCUGCUUCUACUCUGUGUCCGAGGACGGUCGCGUGUCCGAGUGGCUGGUCCGACCUUCCGCUCUCGUCCACGCUGACAUCCUCGACUUCAACGCCAGCGCGGCGAACGCCAAGUUAUCUAAAGACGCUUCCAAGUUCUUACUCGAAGGCAGAGCCACCUGUAUAGCGCUGAACCCGAACGACAAGACGGACAUGCUGGUGGGCGUCGACACGGGCGAGAUGCUGCGGCUGAAGACCUCGAGCACCCACGCCCUCACGCGCUACCCCGCCCACAUCGGCGCCGUGAGGGACGUCGCCUGGAACGCCCACCACUGCAAGAUCUUCGCCUCCUGCUCCUUGGACUGGACGCUCAAGAUCUGGAUCCGCGAUUGCCUUUUAGUACAAGAAGUUAUAUAUCACAUUAACUUGGCAAAUGUGCAAAUGGUAGAUUUAUCUCAAGAAGUUCCUCAACCUCUUGUGUUACUUCUUGUCAAGAUGUUCCACUACUCCAGCAAUCGAGAUAUUGAUACAGUGGCUGCACACUCUGAGCGAUGCAAAAUUAUGGCAAUGUCGCCGCUGGUGACCCUUGACCUCGGCUCGCCGGUCGCGAGCGUCUCAUGGUCCCCCUACAGCAGUAGUGUGGUCGCGGCGGCCACGGACGAAGGGCGCGUCUACGUGUACGACCUGUUCCUCCGCAAGUGCCAUCCGCUGUGCUCGCAAAACCUCAACCAGCGGCGUCGACUUGGCCUCUCCUGCGUCGCCUUCAACCUCUUCAGCCCCGUCGUGCUCGUCGGCGGAGAGAAAGGCUACCUGAUGACGCUGAAGCUCUCUCCCAACCUGCGUCGGCCGUACAAGGAUGCGAAGGGCGCCGAGGAGAUGAGGCAGGCGGAGAUCGAGCUCUGCAAGAUGGAGAGAAUCAUCGCCACCAGCAAGGAGUGGGAGAAGCCGGGAGAUGAGAAGAGGAAGAUUUCUGCUGUAUUUUGAAAGGGAUUCUGCGUGGUUAAGUAAGGAAGGUGAUUCUCUGUGGAAGAUGAGACGGGUCGGGUGAUUCAGUGUUAGCGGGAAGGAGUGGGAGAUCGGGGAAUUACACAUGAUGUGAUGUUUUGAUGUGAUUCUGUGUGAUUACAGUAUAAUUAGAGACGAUCAGGCGAUGUUUUGUAAUAUAUUCUUACCUGAUUCUGUUUGCUUCCAUGGAAUCCGAUCAAUGUUCUGUGCGGGAGAAAUGGAACAAAAAUUCAAACGCAGUGACGUGCGUACAGAGAUGAAAUGAAGCCAAAGCCAGAAUUGGAAUAUACGAAUAAAUCGUGACGUUUCGAACACUCCAAGGGUUCCUCUUUGGACGAAUAAUAAAAGAAGAGGUACAGUUAUGCAGAUUAUAUACAUAUUUGUCUAAAUUUAUCUCCGGAAUCAGAAAAUGUCUUCUGUCCUGUUUAAAUAGGAUUCUUCUUCGUUCUUUUUGAUUGAAUCUGUGACUGUGUACGUUAGAUAAUUGGUUCGUUUUUUCUUGAAUGAAGAAGGAAGAAGUGCAGAAGUGUCGAGUGAAUAUAAACACGAAUUAUCAUAAUGAUUUAACUUGUACAUACCUCGUGAUACAUAUCAUAUUGUGAAUUCAAAUAAUAUAUCAAAUGAUGAGUUUAUUGCAAACUAUUUCCUUUCAUCUAUAUUACAAGCACAUUCUUGAAAAUAGGAUUAUCAAUUUAUGUUCCUCUAACUAGCCGUCCCAGCUAAAAGGAUAAAGAUGGCUGUGAUUUCUCAGGGAUUAUGUAAUAAAACAAAUUCAGGUGU